Molecule: messenger RNA, 1270 nt
Organism: Lepidothrix coronata (blue-crowned manakin)
Lineage: Eukaryota; Metazoa; Chordata; Aves; Passeriformes; Pipridae
Gene: EMC2
Product: ER membrane protein complex subunit 2
Exons: 11
Coding region: 69-962 (297 amino acids)
Biological process (GO): protein folding in endoplasmic reticulum
Cellular component (GO): EMC complex
Molecular function (GO): protein binding
Source: RefSeq, a predicted model, not a curated record
GCCCCGCUCCCGCCUCCCGCCAAUGACGGCCGGGCCCGUCAGCGCGAGCGUCACGGGGCGGUGCCAAGAUGGCGAAGGUGUCGGAGAUGUACGACGUGACUUGGGAAGAUAUGCGUGAUAAAAUGAGGAAAUGGAGGGAAGAAAACUACCGAAACAGUGAACAGAUAGUGGAUGUUGGAGAAGAGUUAAUUAAUGAAUAUGCAUCUAAACUUGGAGAUGACAUUUGGAUAAUUUAUGAACAGGUGAUGAUUGCUGCCCUGGACUGCAGUCGAGAUGAUCUGGCAUUGUUUUGUCUUCAGGAACUAAGGCGGCAGUUUCCUGGGAGCCACAGAGUUAAACGAUUAACUGGAAUGCGAUUUGAAGCUAUGGAAAGGUAUGAUGAUGCUAUCCAGUUAUAUGAUAGAAUUUUACAAGAAGAUUCAACUAAUACAGCAGCAAGAAAGCGUAAGAUUGCCAUUCGAAAAGCCCAGGGGAAGAAUCUCGAGGCCAUCCGAGAGCUGAAUGAGUAUCUGGAACAAUUUGUUGGAGACCAAGAAGCUUGGCAUGAACUUGCAGAGCUUUACAUCAAUGAACAUGACUAUGCAAAGGCAGCCUUCUGCUUAGAGGAGCUUAUGAUGACUAAUCCACACAACCACUUAUAUUGUCAGCAAUAUGCUGAAGUUAAAUACACUCAAGGGGGUCUUGAAAACCUUGAGCUAUCAAGAAAGUAUUUUGCACAAGCACUGAAGCUUAACAACAGAAAUAUGAGAGCUCUGUUUGGACUUUACAUGUCUGCCAGUCAUAUUGCUUCCAAUCCAAAAGCAAGUGCAAAAAUGAAAAAGGAUAAUAUGAAAUAUGCCAGCUGGGCAGCAAACCAAAUAAACAGAGCAUACCAGUUUGCAGGUCGCAGUAAGAAAGAAACUAAAUACUCUUUGAAGGCAGUGGAAGACAUGUUGGAGACCCUGCAAAUCACUCAGUCUUAGUUUGGCACAGAGAUCCAAUAUGAAAUUUUUCAAUACCAUGCUCAACCUGUGGGUUAUGUUACUGUAGUGCUGUUAAAAGUUAAUUUUGUAUUGAUUAACGUCCUAUAUAAGAUAACAUUUUAUGAAAAGUAAAAUGCCUAUUUAUUGCUGCUAUAAGAAAUAUGAUGAAUACCCACUGAAAUGAAUAACUUUAUCCACGUAGAAAACAUAAAGAAAUUACAUGCUGCACAUCAUUUCCUUCAGAUUUUUUGUACCUACAGUACCUGCUUCUAAGCCAUAAUUUGUAGAAAUAAACUUGUUAAAUGAUU